AUGGGUGGAGUGAGAGGCGAAAAGGGCAUACUGAAGCUGGUACGUCCGGGAGGUAUUGUUGAUCAGUAUAACCAUCCUAUAACAGCAGCUCAAGUAAUGGAAAGAUACCCACGACACUGUGUCACCAGACCUGACAUUUUCGAGUUUCCAUGGAUCGUUGUUAGACCUGAGUCCGUCCUCGCUCCGGGUCGGGUAUUCUUUGUAGUUCCCCACCACACAAUUCUUCGCUUGCUUCAAUCUAAAGGACCACGGCCACCAACUGAAUCUUGA
Molecule: messenger RNA, 270 nt
Organism: Lactuca virosa
Lineage: Eukaryota; Viridiplantae; Streptophyta; Magnoliopsida; Asterales; Asteraceae
Source: the annotation of a GenBank genome assembly